Molecule: messenger RNA, 1905 nt
Organism: Scylla paramamosain (green mud crab)
Lineage: Eukaryota; Metazoa; Arthropoda; Malacostraca; Decapoda; Portunidae
Gene: Uqcc1
Product: ubiquinol-cytochrome-c reductase complex assembly factor 1-like
Exons: 6
Coding region: 144-1031 (295 amino acids)
Biological process (GO): mitochondrial respiratory chain complex III assembly
Cellular component (GO): mitochondrion
Source: RefSeq, a predicted model, not a curated record
AGACAAGCUGCUGGCGUGUUGGGUAACGCCGGGUUACGUGACCGUGUUGGACUGUAGAGAGAGGGGCGGCACCAAACACACUGUUGGAAGUGGGCUACACAUGGUAAGGACGACCUAAGUAAGGGAAAGGAUCGCGUGAAGGAAUGAUGGCCUUAUCCACACGUACUCUUCGCCUCACCUCAAGGCUCUGGGGUGCAUGCCACUCUGCACACCAGCCCUACACCAGCUCCGGUCAUCCAGUACUCAGAGGGGCUUGCCUGCCCCUUCCCCUGCAGCAACCAGUGGCUCCAUCAUGUGUGUGGACAGCUACUACACCUGCUACAUGCACACCACAUCACCACCACCACCACCUCUGUGUUACUGACCCAGUUCCAAGAAGGUCCCUCACCACUACCAUGCUGAUGUCACGAGAAGAGCCAGGUAGAAUCAAGAAUUUCAUCAAGAAAAUGGGUUGGCUGGAUCACUCCAAGGGUAAGCUGAAGAGAACAGGAUUUGAGCUGUAUGAAAGUGCUUGUGCAAACAUUAUGACAACAGAUUUUUUCAAAGUUUUUGAUCUGCCUGACACCUUCUACUCAUGGUUCUUGUUGGUGGAGCUACACGUGUGGAUGCUGAUGGUGCGCCUGAUGGCUGAGGGGGAGGAGGGAAGGUUCGCACGUAAUGCCAUGCUGGAGGCAAUGUGGCUAGACUGUGAGACCAGGUCCAAGAAAUUAGGGAUGUCCUCCCUGAGCAUUCGCCAGCAACAGAUACAAAUGCUUGGGUCUUCAUUCCAAGCAACAAUAUUCAGUUAUGAUGAAGGCCUCAUGACCAAUGACUGUGUGCUUGCCUCUGCAUUGUGGCGUCGUCUAUUUUCCAAGGAGUGCAGUGAUCCUGAGAGAUUAGAAUGUUGCAUAAACUUUAUCAGGAGACAGAUGGCCGUGCUGGAUGGAAUGACUCGAGAUGAGCUGCUGCUGGAGACCAAAGUAACUUGGGUGCCCAUCUUGGAAGAUGCACCUGGAAAUGUGACUUUCAAGAAUAUAAGGGCUUUUCUAUAGCAGUAGUUUUCUUGAUUAUUUGUUCAUAUGGUUGUCUAUUUAUUGAUUCCAUACUAGACAUGUUGUUGCUGUCAUCAUCAGCUUAUACAAGUCCACUGAAAGACAGAGGCCUCUCCCAGUUAUUUAUGGGCAAGAUUAAUCCAUAUACCAUGCAACACUGGAUCAAUGAGUCUUGGGAUGUUGAGUUACAAGGCUAUAACUCUGUGACUUCCUCUCAGUCCUACACUCUGUUGGGUGAGCAAGCAGCACAGUAUGAGUCAAGACAAGCUCUCCAACCUGUUGGGGAUUUGAUUCCAUGCUCUAUCAGAUUGUGAGCCAAGCAUGCUUCUCAUUACACCAUCAGACAACAUGUGGUAUUGUGUGCUCCAUGUAUACAUUUUAAAUUCUGUUAUUAACAAGAAAGAUCAGAUAUGUACAGGAUGCUCUUGACUUUACUUAUACCUUUGAUAGUCAUCAUUGAUGGUUUUGGCAUCAGGAAUGCAUCAUGCUGUGUCUUGUCUAUUCUUUUGCUGUUUUUUUUUUUUUUUUUUUUUAUUCCUUAAGCCCAUAGUGUGCUGUACCAUUUAUACAUGUCAGUGAAUGUAUUCAUGCACAAAUUAGUCCUUGCACUCUUCAGAUUUGUAAGACUGAUUAUUUUAAGCAUUGUGCAUGUCACAAUUGCUGGUCCAUGCUCCUGAGAUACCCAGAGUGACAAUGCUGACUGUUGAGAGAGAUUCAGGGGGAGAGAGUGUGAGAACUGUAUUUUUGAAACCAGUGACAACAAAAUAGGCAUUAAAAAAGCAGUCCUUCUAAGAAACAUCUAUGACAAAAAUGUAAGUACAGUUUGUCUUGGAAUUGUACAAAUUUUUAUAAUAAAACUGUACAUAUAUUGUUA